Messenger RNA from Mesocricetus auratus (golden hamster), 4161 nucleotides. It is a transcript of the gene Casd1, whose product is annotated as CAS1 domain containing 1. The record is from RefSeq and is a predicted model, not a curated record. Lineage: Eukaryota; Metazoa; Chordata; Mammalia; Rodentia; Cricetidae. Gene Ontology annotation, cellular component: Golgi membrane. The transcript is spliced from 18 exons. Gene Ontology annotation, molecular function: N-acetylneuraminate 9-O-acetyltransferase activity. Bases 136 to 2952 code for a protein of 938 amino acids.
AGUGUACUUUCUUCCGGAACACCGGUGGUUCUAGUGCCCCAACCUGGGCUCGGGUGACUGCCAGAGCACCUGGAGACAACCCUAGAGCGGACAUCUGGACCAGGGUGCAAGCCCCGGCCCUCUCCCCACACCCACAUGUCCGUGCAGCCGCCGCCGCCGCCGCCGUCCACCGCCGCCCGUGACCCGGUGACCCCGGAGGCCUGUCGGGGCCCGGUGACCCCGGAGCCCCGGGCAUCCGGACCCCCCUCACAGGCGCAGCCGCUAUUAAGGCAGGAGGCUACCGGGGAGGAGGAAGGGGAGGAGACAGGCGGCCAGGCCGCCUGGGGCACCGGCACGGCGGAGCAGCGGCGGCGGGGCUGGGGGGAGGCCGACGAGGGCCCGGGCAAGGCCGGCGGCACCGAGGCCGAAGGCUCGGGCUCCCCGGAGGACGGUGCGGGCGAAGGGCAAGGGAGCUGGCAGCCGCUGGUCGGCGGGCUACUGGGCCGGCCGCCCCGGUGCUGCCCCUGCGCGGCGCCCCUUCCCCGCUCCGCCGCGCACUGUUGUCAUGGAGGAACCAAGAUGGCGGCUCUGGCCUACACCCUGGGCAAGCGGGAGAUCAACCACUACUUCAGCGUGAGGAGCGCCAAGGUGCUGGCGCUGGUGGCCGCGCUGCUGCUCGCCGCGUGCCACCUCGCGUCCCGCCGCUACCGAGGCAAUGAUUCGUGUGAAUACCUUCUCUCAAGUGGCAGAUUUCUUGGAGAAAAAGUUUGGCAGCCUCACAGUUGUAUGAUGCAUAAAUACAAAAUGAGUGAAGCAAAGAAUUGCCUUGUAGAUAAACACAUUGCAUUUAUCGGAGAUUCCAGGAUCCGUCAAUUAUUUUAUUCUUUUGUAAAAAUCAUUAACCCCCAGUUUAAAGAAGAAGGAAAUAAGCAUGAAAACAUUCCCUUUCAAGACAAGACUGCAUCAGUUAAAGUGGAUUUUCUUUGGCAUCCAGAAGUUAAUGGUUCUAUGAAACAGUGUAUCAAGGUGUGGACUGAGGAUUCAGGUGCGAAGCCCCAUGUGAUUGUAGCAGGCGCAGCCACAUGGUCCAUCAAGAUUCACAAUGGUAGCGAUGAGGCGCUGUCUCAAUAUAAAAUGAACAUCACCUCCAUAGCACCGCUCUUAGAAAAAUUGGCAAAGACUAGUGAUGUUUAUUGGGUCCUACAAGACCCAGUUUAUGAAGAUCUCUUGAGUGAAAAUAGGAAAAUGAUCACUAAUGAGAAGAUAGAUGCCUACAACGAGGCUGCAGUCAGCAUUCUGAACAGCAGCACCAGAAACUCCAAGUCCAAUGUCAAGUUGUUCAGUGUUUCCAAACUAAUUGCUCAAGAAACCAUCAUGGAGUCUUUGGAUGGCUUACACCUUCCCGAAUCAAGCAGAGAAACCAGCGCAAUGAUUCUCAUGAACGUGUAUUGUAAUAAAGUUUUGAAGCCUGUGGAUGGUUCCUGUUGUCAGCCUCGGCCUCCUCUCACUCUCAUACAGAAGCUAGCUGCUUGCUUCUUCUCCUUAUCCAUGGUGGGGUAUUUAAUUUUCUAUGUGAUUCAUCGCAAUGCUCACCGGAAGAAUAAACCAUGUACUGAUUUGGAAAGUGGUGAGGAAAAGAAGAAUAUUCUCAAUACUCCUGUGUCUUCAUUAGAAAUACUUUUACAGUCUUUCUGCAAACUGGGCCUGAUUAUGGCUUAUUUCUAUAUGUGUGACCGUGCAAACCUGUUUAUGAAGGAAAACAAAUUUUAUACGCACUCAUCAUUCUUUAUUCCAAUUAUCUACAUCUUGGUGUUGGGAGUAUUUUACAAUGAAAAUACAAAAGAGACUAAAGUAUUAAAUAGAGAACAAACAGAUGAAUGGAAAGGCUGGAUGCAGCUUGUGAUUUUGAUUUACCACAUCUCGGGAGCAAGUACAUUUCUGCCUGUGUACAUGCACAUCCGGGUUCUGGUUGCUGCAUAUCUGUUUCAGACAGGAUAUGGGCAUUUCUCUUACUUUUGGAUCAAAGGAGACUUUGGGAUCCAUAGAGUUUGUCAGGUCUUAUUUCGUCUCAAUUUCCUGGUUGUGGUGUUAUGUAUCGUAAUGGAUCGACCUUAUCAAUUCUAUUACUUUGUCCCCUUGGUCACCGUGUGGUUCAUGGUCAUAUAUGUCACUUUAGCACUGUGGCCACAAAUAAUCCAAAAAAAGGCAAAUGGAAAUUGUCUGUGGCAUCUCGGCUUACUGUUGAAACUAGCUUUCUUGCUGCUGUGCAUAUGUUUCUUGGCAUAUUCUCAGGGUGCAUUUGAGAAGAUCUUUUCUCUUUGGCCACUUUCCAAAUGUUUUGAGCUGAACGGGAAUGUGUAUGAAUGGUGGUUCAGAUGGCGGUUAGACCGUUACGUAGUCUUCCAUGGCAUGCUGUUUGCUUUCAUUUAUCUGGCUUUGCAGAGACGUCAAAUACUUUCUGAAGGAAAGGGUGAACCUUUGUUUUCAAACAAAAUUUCCAACUUCCUAUUGUUUAUUUCAGUAGUGUCUUUCUUGACCUAUUCCAUCUGGGCUAGCAGUUGUAAAAACAAAGCACAGUGUAAUGAGCUCCACCCAUCUGUUUCUGUAGUGCAGAUUGUAGCCUUCAUCCUGAUAAGGAACAUCCCUGGAUAUGCCCGUUCUGUUUACAGUUCAUUUUUUGCUUGGUUUGGAAAAAUUUCACUAGAGCUGUUUAUUUGUCAGUAUCACAUAUGGCUGGCGGCAGACACAAGGGGUAUUUUGGUACUCAUCCCUGGAAACCCCACUCUCAACAUCAUCAUCAGCACGUUCAUCUUUGUUUGUGUGGCUCACGAAAUUUCUCAGAUCACCACUGACCUAGCCCAGGUCCUUAUUCCUAAAGAUAACGCAUCUCUCUUCAGAAGGCUGGCUUGUACAGUUGCAUUCUUUUGUGGACUACUCAUCUUAUCCUCCAUUCAAGAUAAAUCAAGACUCUAGGCACCUAAAAUCCUAAGAACAAACUCUUUGGGCUUACUUAGCGUCUGCCUAGAGGAGAAAAUAAUCUGCCUGAGAUAUUAAUGACUGUAAAUAUAAAUAUUUGGCAAGGGGACAGUUUUGUGAUGGCCGUUAAACUCAUGUGAUUGUAUAUAUCAGCACUGUAUAUAUCCAAUGUGAAAUGCAUAAAAUCAUUGAACCAGGUUGCAUCAUAGAGGAAUGCAUGUAGAAAGACUUUUCUACUGCAUCUGUGUCUCCGUUCAUAGGUGGUUAUAGUUAACGUAUGAAGGCAGGGAAAUGAUGGAUUUUCCAGUAAACUUGUGUACGUAAUUUACUUAGCUUAGUGAUGCCACUGAGUGUUUUGAUGUUCCCUCAGUUUGUAGUGACUGUCCCAUCUGCAUCAGUCCUUACAGAGCUCCCUGGUUCACUGAGAGCUUAGUGCUGAAGUGACUUGCAGGGUCCUUUCUGUCUUAUGUGCAAUGACGUGAAAUGAGAAACAGUAUGACGGACGCUAACUCACAUGCGUUCAUAUCCACUGUGUGUUUCCUGGUGUGAUUUUUUUUCCUAGCUGUGGUUUUCGGGUGUGUAAGCCUAACUCUGUACAUUUUGCCCUUCACAGAGUUGUUCUAGAGCUCCGUGACAAGGUUUUGUUAUUGUGGAUAUCAUCAUUAUUUUUAAAAAGACCAAAUUUCCCUUCCAAUCCGAACCUUCUCCCACUUUCUUUCCCUAAGUUAUAACAGGAUAAUAAAACUACCCUGUGGAUCCACUGAUGUUUUCUGGCCACUAAUUAAGUAUUGUGUAUUGUUUCCAAUGUUUGGAAAGUCCUUUAGAGCCAUUUUGGUAUUGCAUAUUAUUCCCUCCUUUUUUUUUUUUAAAUAUUUAUCGAUCUGAACCUGUAUAGCAUAGGGAAGUUUAAAGCCCUCUGAUCGAAAUGUCUGACCAUAGUAGAAUUUUAAAUAAGCUGGUGAUUUCGGAUAAUGAAUGAUUUGUUCAGUUGUUUUUUUUUAAGCUAACUGUUAAAGGUAUACAUUUAUUUAUCUGUUGUACAGAUCUGAUUAUGAUUUUUAAUGUAUGAAAAAGAUUGCACUUAUUUGCUUUUAUUCUGUGUGUGGUAAGAUGUAUUUUCUGUUCACAGUGUGUGACAAUAAGGAGUAAUUUAAACAGCAAAUAAAUGUUCCGUGGAGGCUUAUUUUUGUAUUGGCAAAAUAUCAA